GCAUCCGGACGACGAUACCGAACGCACUUCAAAGAACGGUUUACGACAUCGCGACUAGCGCCAUCAGUCGACGGUCUGGCACAAUCGGUAGCACACAACGACACAACACACAAUACACCCGUGACGACAGCAUCAACGCUGGCGGUCAGGUACCUCCAGGUGCGAUUGUGUUUCUCUAUAGAGGAGUUGCCACAAAAUAUGUCGCUUCACUACAGCAAUUGUUCCUCGAUAUCACCGAGGACGAAACUAUCGCGUUAUCGUAGUAUGUUUAGUAAUUCUAUGAGUCCACUCACGCCUAGCUUUGGUAUUUUGCCAUUGGAGAACAAUACACCCGAACAGACAGUUCCACCUUCGCAUACAACUCUCACAGAAGCCAAUGACCAAAAGAGCUUGGCGAAACGCGUCAGUAGUCUAAGAGCUCAUCAAUGUCAAGAAAAGAAACACCAUUGCAACAAGGCAAAUCAGUAUUUUCCCAAUCGAGUAAUACAAGUAAUACUGCCAAUAUUGUGACAGUGACGGCAGCUAAUCCAACUUCAUCUCCGUCAUCGACAUUUCAAGGCACCAAUGUUAGACGAUCAUCGCGACUUUUCAGCCAUAAUUCCGUAAAGAUUUGGCUGCAAAUGGGUUCUGUGUACCAAAAGAUUUAGAUCUCGAGGAAAGCAAAAUGAACGAGUCGGAAGAAAAGACAGAAAAAGGCGGAAUGGGUUUAGCCGAUGGUGAAGGAACGAAAGACGUUUCCGAUAGAAUAGAAUCCGAAGAUCAACUUGAGGAUGCAAGACCCGCGGACCAAGAACAAGAGAAACAAGAUGAUAAGGCUUGUAAGGAAGAGGAGAAGGGAAUCGACAUGUCUGAGAAUUUCGACAACGAGCUUCAGGAUAUGAAGAAGAAUGAUGACGAAGAGCAGAGUGAUGAUGAUGAUGAAGAAAACGACUUGGAUAAAGAAAUGGGAGAAACUGAAAAAGGUGCUGAGCAGCUUGAUAAAGAAAUCUGGGGCGAUGAUCAAGAAGAAUCCGAAGAGGACAAUCAGCAGUCGGAAAACGAGAGUGAAGAGGAAGGUACAGGCGAACAAAUCGGUGAAAAAGAAAUGGGCGCGAGAGAUGAUAAUGGUAAGAGAAAACAGAAUGAUGACGACGAUAUGGAUCACGAUGAAAAUCAAGAGAAAAAUAAAAAGGAGAUUAAUGAGUUGGAUGAACCAAAAAUAGAUGAGGAUCAUAUUAAUCCUUAUCACGGUAAAUUUCAACCUCAACCGGAACCCGAACCACUCGAUUUACCAGAAGACAUGAAUUUGGAUGAAGACGGUAAGGAAGACAACGGUGGCGAUGAUGAAAAUCCAUUUGACAUUGAUGAGAUGAAGAAACCGCCACCAGAAAAGCAAGAUAUAAAGCUUGAGAAAGAAUCUGAGGAGAUUAAAGAAAAUGAUUCUGAGGAGAAUUCUAGCGAGGACGAGGACGACAACAAUAAUACCGGUAAGGAAAAUCAGGCACACAAGACAGAAGAGCUUGAAACUAGUGAAGAAACUGAAGAAAAAAGUGAUGAGAAUGCAGAAGCUGAGAACAAAGACGAGGAACAGAAUCAGGAUAAAGAAGCGGAGGAAGAACAACUACAAGAAAAGGCAGCGCCGAGUGCAAAUGAUGCGAGCAAAGAAAUGGAUGCUGCACAACAAACUGAAGAAACGACGGAAGGUUCACGUGAUAAAGUAGCGCAACAAUCGGACGCGAAAGAUCAACAGGAAACUUCAUUUGAAAAUACUCAAGAAGACAAUAUUGAUAAAGGCACAGGCCAAUCACAAUCAGCACAACAGGAGAGCGGGCACUCAGGAUCAUCUAAGCAGGAAACUGUUUCGGCACCGCAAAGCAACGCUAUGACAAAACCAAUCGAGAAGAGAAAUAAUCCGGGUGAGAGUAACGAGGAUCGUAGUCUGUUGAACAGAUUUGAGUCGACACUAAAGAAAUUAAAGACAACCUACACGCAAGACGAAGUAUCGAGGGAUGAAAACGAAGAUGAUGCAAAUAAUACUGAUGGCAAUAAGGCUGAGAUGGCUCAACACAUUAAGGAUUUUGAAAAAUUCGACGAUUAUACGCUCGACGCCGCAACGGAAGAUCAGGUUAGACAACAAGCUUCUAACAUGGAUGAGGAUAAGAAUGAGGAAGAGACAAAGGACGACACUAUGGAUGUAGAAAUGCAUGAAGAUAAGGAAAACGAUGUGACAGAUGAUAAAGUAAACGAGCACAAACCCGAAAAGGUCUCUGAAAUUACAGAUAACCAAUGCAAAAAAAAUUCCGAUGGUAAAAGAAACAUGGAGAACAAUCAAACGGAGACAACGGUCGAAUUAGAAGGAGAAACGGCGGAGACGAUGAAAGUGGAGAGAGGAAACGAAUCUACAUUUCAUACAAUGGAAUGGAACAUCGAAGAAAAUGAUCUUAGCUCCGAUCAUGUAGAAAGAAAGCGAUUUGAAAUGGAAAGAAUGUUGGGUGAAUGGACGCAAGUGCCCUCCACGGAGGAAGCUACAGCUGCAUGGAAUUGUUUGUAUUCAGUUACGGAUGCAGCUGCCAGGGAUUUGUCUGAAAAAUUAAGAUUAGUGUUGGAGCCCACGCAAGCAUCAAGAUUAAAGGGUGAUUAUAAAACAGGCAAACGCAUCAAUAUGCGAAAAAUCAUUCCUUAUAUAGCUAGUCAAUUUCGCAAGGAUAAAAUCUGGCUCAGACGCACGAAACCCUCAAAACGUGACUAUCAGAUCGUCCUCGCAUUAGACGAUUCCAGCAGCAUGGCAGAUAAUCAUUCGAAAGAAUUGGCUUUUGAAUCCUUGUCGCUGAUUAGCAAGGCUAUGACAUAUCUUGAAGUGGGACAACUUAGCGUCCUAAGCUUCGGGGAGCAAGUGAAAGUAUUGCAUCCUUUAGAAGAAGCUUUCACAGAACAAAGUGGCUCUAGGCUAAUACAAGAAAUGAAAUUUGAUCAAAAAAAGACGAUGAUUGGACAAUUAGUUGAUUUUACGGUAGAUAUGUUCGAAAGUCAAUGUGCUUCAUCCGAUAAUGCUAAACUGUUGGUAGUAUUAUCGGAUGGUAGAGGAAUAUUUUCAGAAGGAAAAGAAAAAGUGAAUUGUGCUGUCAGGAGAGCCAGGCUUGUAGAUAUUUUCCUAGUAUUUAUAAUAGUCGACAAUCCAAUUAACAAGGAUUCAAUAUUGGAUAUCCGUAUGCCUGUGUUUGAAAAAGGAAAAUUAUUAGGAAUUCGAUCAUAUAUGGAUAAUUUCCCUUUUCCUUUCUACAUGAUUCUUAGAGAUAUAAACACAUUACCAGGUGUUCUGAGCGAUGCUUUACGCCAAUGGUUUGAAGUAGUUGGAAAAAUUGAUACUUAAGAGAGACUUGUAAUAAUUUUAAAUAUUCAGAUUUAAAA
Molecule: messenger RNA, 3387 nt
Organism: Cyphomyrmex costatus
Lineage: Eukaryota; Metazoa; Arthropoda; Insecta; Hymenoptera; Formicidae
Product: midasin
Exons: 6
Coding region: 665-3349 (894 amino acids)
Biological process (GO): ribosomal large subunit assembly; ribosomal large subunit export from nucleus
Cellular component (GO): nucleus; preribosome, large subunit precursor
Source: RefSeq, a predicted model, not a curated record